UCACUUCCUGCUUUUAACCCGCGGUGUUCGGAGGGAGGAGCCGAGCCGAGUCGAGCGGAGUGAGAGCAGCUCCGGAGAAGGUCCGACCUGCAGGACGGUCCCGGUCCCGUUUCUGCCUCCUGCUGAGAGCCCGUCCGGAUCCGCCCGGCGGGUCCCUGAACGCACCACCUGAAUGUGACAGGAGUCGGGCUGAACUUUGAGCGGCUCUCUGACGCCCUGAGGCCGGGGAGGGAGCCUCCUGUCCGGCCGCCGCUGCACCGACGCCCCGCUGAGCAGCUCCGGGACCGGCAGCAUGUCGGACUCCGCGUCCAGCUUCCUGCACAUCGGAGACAUCGUGUCUCUGUACGCCGAGGGGUCCGUGAACGGAUUCAUCAGCACCCUGGGGUUGGUGGAUGACAGAUGUGUGGUGGAACCAGCUGCUGGGGAUCUGGAGAAUCCUCCAAAGAAGUUCAGAGACUGCCUGUUCAAGGUCUGUCCGAUGAGCCGCUACUCGGCCCAGAAACAGUUCUGGAAAGCCAAACAAGCCAAACAUGAGAAGGACAAGAUCGCUGACGUGGUUCUGCUGCAGAAACUGCAGCAUGCGUCCAACCUGGAGCAGAAGCAGAACGAAACCGAAAACAAGAAGGUCCAUGGAGAUGUCGUCAAAUAUGGAACCGUCAUACAGCUGCUGCACAUGAAGAGUAAUAAAUAUCUGACGGUGAACAAACGUCUGCCGGCGCUGCUGGAGAAGAACGCCAUGAGAGUAACUCUGGACGGGACGGGGAACGAAGGAUCCUGGCUUUUUAUCCAACCCUUCUGGAAGCUACGAGCCAACGGCGACAACGUGGUGGUUGGAGAUAAAGUGAUCCUGAACCCAGUAAACGCCGGACAACCGCUGCACGCCUCCAGCUACGAACUCACCGACCAUCCAGGAUGUAAAGAGGUGAACUCUGUGAACUGCAACACCAGCUGGAAGAUCAACCUGUUCAUGAUGUUCAGCGACCACCGGGAGGAAGUCCUCAAAGGAGGCGACGUUGUGCGUUUGUUUCACGCCGAGCAGGAGAAAUUUCUGACCUGCGACGAGUAUAAAAGCAAACUGCACGUUUUCCUCCGAACCACCCUGAGACAGUCGGCAACAUCAGCCACCAGCAGCAACGCUCUGUGGGAGGUGGAGGUCGUCCAUCAUGACCCGUGUCGUGGGGGGGCGGGGCAUUGGAACAGUCUCUACCGCUUCAAACACCUGGCGACAGGGAACUACCUGGCUGCUGAGGAGAACCCGGGUUAUAAAGGAGACAACGCAGAGCUGACAUCAUCAAUGGAUGGUAGUCGUAGCAACAAGCGUUCCCACGGUGAGAGGAUCAAGUAUAAGCUGGUGGCGGUUCCUCACGGCAACGACAUUGCUUCUCUGUUUGAACUCGACCCGACGACGCUGCAGAAAACCGACUCCUUCGUUCCGCGGAACUCGUACGUUCGACUGCGACAUCUCUGUACCAACACCUGGAUCCAGAGCACCAAUGUUCCCAUCGACAUCGACGAGGAGCGACCCAUCAGACUGAUGUUGGGGACGUGUCCAACCAAAGAGGACAAGGAGGCGUUCGCCAUCGUCUCGGUUCCAGUGAUGGAGAUCAGAGACCUGGACUUCGCUAACGAUGCUAGCGCCAUGCUAAGCACGGUGGUGGACCAGUUCAGUCAGGGCUUCAUCAGCCAGAACGACAGAAGAUUCGCCAUCAAGCUGCUGGAGGACGUUGUGUUCUUCGUGGCCGACGUCAUCAACAGCGGCCAGUCGGUUCUGGACGUCAUCAUGACGAAGGCAAACCGAGAGAGACAGAAGCUGAUGAGGGAACAGAACAUCCUCAAACAGAUCUUCGGCAUCCUGAAGACCCCCUUUAAGGACCGAGGAGGAGGUGAAGGUCCUCUGCUGCGUCUGGAGGAACUGGCCGACCAGAAGAACUCUCCAUACCAGUACAUGUUCAGACUCUGCUACAGAGUCCUGAGACACUCCCAGGAGGACUACCGCAAGAACCAGGAGCACAUUGCCAAGCAGUUCGGCGUCAUGCAGAGUCAGAUCGGAUACGACAUCCUGGCUGAAGACACCAUCACCGCUCUGCUGCACAACAACCGCAAGCUGCUGGAGAAACACAUCACCAAGACCGAGGUGGAGACCUUCGUCAGCCUGGUCCGCAAGAACCGAGAGCCCAGGUUUCUGGACUACCUGUCGGACCUCUGCGUGUCCAACAACGUGGCCAUCCCCGUCACCCAGGAGCUCAUCUGUAAAUGUGUCCUGGACCCCAAGAACCAGGACAUCCUCAUCAAGACAGAACGUCGCUUGCCGAGAGAGUCGCCCCCUGGUGGUGUUCAAGGAGAAUACAUGGGGAUGGACGACUUUGGGGAAGAGGAUGAGGUGUGGCUGGUGUGGACCGAUAAGACCAAUGAGAAGCAGGAGAAGAGCAUCAGACAGCUGGCUCAGGAGGCCAGACAAGGCAACGCUCAUGAUGAGAACGUCCUCACCUAUUACAGGUACCAGCUGAAGCUGUUUGCCCGGAUGUGUUUGGACCGGCAGUACCUGGCCAUCGAUGAGAUCUCCAAGCAGCUGGACGUGGAGCUUAUCUUCCUGUGCAUGAUGGACGAGAUGCUGCCCUUCGACCUCCGGGCGUCUUUCUGCCGCCUCAUGCUUCACGCCCAUGUAGACCGAGACCCUCAGGAACUGGUGACCCCCGUCAAGUUCGCCCGCCUCUGGACCGAGAUCCCCACCUCCAUCACCAUCAAAGAUUAUGACUCCAACAUGGACGACAGCAGAGACAACAAGAAGAACCGAUUCUCCAACACCAUGGCCUUCAUGGAGGAGUAUCUCAACAACGUCCUGCAUGACGAGGUGCCAUUCCACAAUGAGGAGAAGAACAAGCUAACGUACGAGGUGGUGAGUUUGGCCAGACAUCUCAUCUACUUUGGUUUCUACAGCUUCUUCGAGCUGCUUAGACUCACCAGGACUCUGCUGGGCAUCAUCGACUGCCGACCGAACCCAGGACACGCCGCGUUCAUGUUCCACGAUGACACGUCAGGGAAGAACGUGAAGCGCUCCAUACAUGGGAUGGGUCAGAUGAUGUCCACCAUGGUCCUCAACAGGAAACAGUCCAUAUUUGGAGGUGCAGGGGCCAGAGGGGCAGGGAUGGGGGCAGGGCUUGUGCUUGACGGACAGCGAGGCAGUAAAGAUUGCAUUGACAAAAUGGACCUGACAGUGAUGGACACCAAGCUGAAGAUCCUGGAGAUAUUACAGUUCAUCCUGAACGUUCGUCUGGACUACCGCCUCUCCUUCCUGCUGUCCGUCUUCAAGAAGGAGUUUGUGGACGUUUAUCCGAUGGCUGAUGCUGAUGCCACCACCAACAUGGAACAAGCAGCCACCAUCAACCUGCAGCACAUUGGAGAGCAGGCGGAGGCCAUGUUUGGAGUUGGUAAAGGGAACAGCAUCCUGGAGGUGGACGAUGAAGGCGGUCGUAUGUUCCUGCGGGUUCUGAUCCACCUCACGAUGCACGACUACGCUCCUCUGGUGUCCGGAGCCCUGCAGCUGCUCUUCAGACACUUCAGCCAGAGACAGGAAGUCCUGCACACCUUCAAACAGGUCCAGCUGCUGAUCUCGGCUCAGGAUGUAGAAAACUACAAACUGAUCAAGGCGGAUCUGGAUCGCCUCAGAACGCUGGUGGAGAAAUCUGAACUGUGGGUGGAGAAGAAGAGUUCUGGUGGAGGAGAUGGGAAGAAGGACAAGAAAGACAAGAAGGAGAAAGGAGAGGGGGCGUCAGAGGAGGCAACGCCCAAGAAGGAGAAGCUGGAGAAGGGUAACGAGAACUACCAGAAGGUCAAAGAGAUCCUGGAGAGGCUCAAUAAGAUGUGCAGCAGCGGAGUCUGGAAGAAGCAGCAGAGGCUGUUGAAGAACAUGGGCGCUCAUAAGGUGAUGCUGGACCUGCUGCAGGUGUCCUACGACCAGAACGACGUGAAGAUGCAGGAGAUCAUCAGGUACACUCACCUGUUCCUGCAGAAGUUCUGUAUGGGGAACCAGGAGAACCAGACACUGCUGCACAAGAACCUCAACCUGUUCCUCAACCCCGGGCUCCUGGAGGCGGAAACCGUCCAGCAUAUCUUCAGUAAUAACUACCAGCUGUGCAGUGAGAUCUCUGAGAGCGUCCUGCAGCACUUCAUCCACUGCCUGGCCACCCACGGCCGCCACGUCCAGUACCUCAACUUCCUCCACACCAUCAUCAAGGCCGAGGGGAAGUACGUCAAGAAGUGUCAGGACAUGAUCAUGACCGAGCUAACAAACGCCGGUGAGGACGUGGUCGUCUUCUACAAUGACAAGACUUCCUUCAACUCCAUGCUGGGGCUGAUGGCGGAGAGCAGGGAGGGCGUCGGCGAGAACAGUCCACUCAGGUACCACAUCUCUCUGGUGGAGCUGCUGGCUGCCUGUGCAGAAGGAAAGAACGUCUACACGGAGAUCAAAUGUACAUCACUGCUGCCUCUGGAGGACGUGGUCCGAGUGGUGACCCAUGAGGACUGCAUCACCGAGGUGAAGAUCGCCUACGUGAACUUUGUGAAUCACUGUUACGUCGACACCGAAGUGGAGAUGAAGGAAAUCUACACGUCCAACCACAUCUGGAAGCUGUUUGAGGACUUCACAGUGGACAUGGCUCGCGUUUGUAAUAAACGUGAAAAACGUCUUUCUGAUCCAGUUCUGGAGAAAUACAUCAUCAACGUGGUGUUCGACACCAUCAACGCCUUCUUCAGCUCUCCAUUCUCCGAAAACAGCACGUCUCUGCAGACCCACCACACCAUCGUCACCCAGCUGCUCCAGUCCUCUGUCAGACUCCUGGACUGUCCAUGGCUCCAGCAGCAGCACCGAGGUCAGGUGGAGGCCUGCAUCAGGACGCUGGCGCUGACAGCUAAGAGUCGCUCCAUUUCUCUUCCUCUGGACCUGGAGGCUCAGAUCGGUUCCAUGCUGUCCAGCUCGGCUCUCAGCUCUUUGUCUCGAUCGAACCCCAACUACAAAUCCUCGUCCCGUUCAUCCCGGCCUACAGCUCCCAGCAACCCCUGGGACUACAAGAACAUCAUCGAGAAGCUGCAGGACAUCAUCAACACUCUGGAGGAACGUCUGAAGCCGCUGGUGGACGCCGAGCUGUCAGUUCUGGUGGACGUUCUCCACCAGCCGGAGCUCCUGUUCCUGGAGGGGACGGACGCUCGGCAGCGCUGCGAGUCUGGAGGCUUCAUCUCCAAGUUGAUCCAACACACCAAAGCUCUGAUGUCCUCAGAGGAGAAGCUGUGCAUCAAAGUUCUGAGGACGCUGCAGGAGAUGCUGAUCAGGACGCUGGACUUCGACGACAAGGGAAUCUCACUGAGGAAGGUUCUACUGCAGAACUACCUGUUUCCAAACAGGAAGAACAACCCCAAGAAUGACCUGGCUGAACUGGGAGCUGCAGGCGGGGAACAGGAACGUGAUUGGACGGCGGUGGCGGCGGUUCAAUGCCGUCUGGACCGAGAAGGAGGAACGAAGCUGUUCACUGAUCUGGUGAUGAGCACCAAGAACGACAAGAUCUUCCAGGAGAGCAUCCAACUGGCCAUCUGUCUGCUGGAGGGAGGCAACACCGAGAUCCAGAACUCCUUCUACAAACUGAUGAUGGGCGACAACAAGUCGGAGAAGUUCUUCAAAGUUCUCCAUGACCGGAUGAAAGAAGCUCAGACAGACAUCAAAGCUACAGUUUCUGUGAAUGUUGGAGAGAUGACGCACAAAGCCAAUGAGAAGGAGCUGGAGAACGGAGGCUCUACAACGCUGGUACUUCCUGGUUCAGGAGGUCACCCCUUAUUGGUCCAGGGUCAGUCCAUCGCCCCGGUAACCGGUGCCUCCGCCCUGCCGACUCAGCCAGUCGUAGAGCAGCGAGAGGUGGAGACGGAGAUGGGACCAGCGGUGAUCAUCAUGAAGCCUAUUCUGAGGUUCCUGCAGCUGCUCUGUGAGAACCACAACCAGGACCUGCAGAACUUCCUGCGUUGUCAGAACAAUAAGACCAACUACAACCUGGUCUGUGAGACGCUCCAGUUCCUGGACAUCAUGUGUGGUUCCACCACCGGAGGUCUGGGUCUGCUGGGCCUCUACAUCAACGAGUCCAACGUCCACCUCAUCACCCAGACCCUGGAGACCCUCACCGAGUACUGCCAGGGGCCCUGCCAGGAGAACCAGACGUGCAUCGUGACCCACGAGUCCAACGGCAUCGACAUCAUCACCGCUCUGAUCCUGAACGACAUCAGUCCUCUGUGUCGCUACCAGAUGGAGAUGGUUCUGCAGCUGAAGGACAACGCCUCCAAGCUGCUGCUGGCCCUGAUGGAGAGUCGCCAUGACAGCGAGAACGCCGAGCGAAUCCUGUUCAACCUGCGGCCGCGAGAGCUGGUGGAGGUCAUCAAGAAGGCCUACCAGCAGGAGAACGAGUGUGAGGACGCAGAGGUGUCUCCACGGGAGGUCGGACACAACAUCUACAUCUUGGCUCAGCAGCUGGCGAGACACAACAAAGUCCUGCAGAACCUUCUGAAGGCCACCAAGAAGAGCAAAGAAGGAGAAGAAGGCAUCUCCUCCAUGCUGAACCUGAACAACCGUCCUUUGUCCCAGAUGUUGAAGUCUUCAGCUCCAGCUGCUGUGGUGGAACAGGAUCCUCUGGAGUUCUACGACCAGCUCACGUCCCAGAUAGAGAUUGUCCGUGAGGACCGCAGCAUGGAGCAGAUCGUCUUCCCGGUUCAUCCCAUCUGUGAGUUUCUGACUGAAGAGUCCAAGUUCAGAGUCUUCAACACCACCGAGCAGGACGAGCAAGGAUCCAAGGUGACCCACUUCUUCGAGCAGACGUCCUUUCUCCACGGGGAGAUGGAGUGGCAGAAGAAGCUGAGGAGUAUGCCGGUGCUGUACUGGUUCUCCAGGAGGAUGACUCUGUGGGGAACCAUCUCCUUCAACCUGGCCGUCUUCAUCAACCUCAUCAUCGCCUUCUUCUACCCCUACGACUCCGGACAAGCAGGAGCAAUCGACGACUCGCUGCUGCUGAUGCUGUUCUGGAUCCUCACCGGACUCUCCGUCUUGGCGUUGUUCUCGCAGCGUUACGGCCUCCAGCCGCUCACCCUGGCCCUGAUCCUCAGGUCCAUCUACCACCUGGGCAUCGGCAACACCCUCAUCCUGCUGGGAUCGCUCAACCUCAUCAAUAAGGUGGUGUUUGUUGUGAGCUUUGUGGGGAACAACGGGACCUUCAUCAUGGGCUACAAGGCCAUGGUGAUGGACGUGGAGUUCCUGUACCACCUGGCGUACGUCCUCACCUCCACGCUGGGCCUCUUCGUCCACGAGCUCUUCUACAGCAUUCUGCUGUUCGACCUGAUCUACCGGGAGGAGACUCUGUUCAACGUGAUAAAGAGCGUGACUCGUAACGGCCGGUCCAUCCUGCUGACGGCGCUGCUUGCCCUCAUCCUCGUCUACCUCUUCUCCAUCGUGGGCUUCCUGUGCCUGAAGGAGGACUUCAUCAUGGAGGUCGACCCGCUGCUGCAGAUCGCUUCAGAUGUUCCACAGAGCGAAGCCUCUCAGGAUUUCCUGGAGUCGUGUUCUGCAGAUGGCGUGAGCUGCACCGUGGAGGCCGAGGCCAUCACUGCCACCGAAGAGGAAGAUGAAGCUAACUCAGAGCGAGCCUGCGACACUCUCUUAAUGUGCAUCGUCACCGUGUUAAAUCACGGACUGAGGAACGGAGGAGGAGUUGGCGACGUUCUCCGGAAACCGUCCAAGAACGAGCCGCUAUUUCCUGCCCGGGUGGUGUACGACCUGCUCUUCUACUUCAUCGUCAUCAUCAUCGUCCUCAACCUGAUCUUUGGAGUCAUCAUCGACACAUUCGCCGACCUGAGGAGCGAGAAGCAGAAGAAGGAGGAGGUCCUGAAGACGACGUGCUUCAUCUGCGGUCUGGAGAGAGAUAAGUUCGACAACAAGACAGUGUCGUUUGAGGAGCACAUCAAGCUGGAGCACAACAUCUGGAACUACCUGUACUUCAUCGUUCUGGUGCGUGAGAAGAACAAGACGGACUACACGGGACCGGAGAGCUACGUAGCCCACAUGAUCAAGAACAACAACCUGGACUGGUUUCCGCGGAUGCAGGCAAUGUCGCUGGUGGUAACUGACGGCGACGGGGAGCAGAAUGAGAUGAGAAUGUUGCAGGACAAGCUGGUGUCGACCAUGAAGGUGGUGACGACUCUGACCACCCAGCUGACGGAGCUAAAGGAACAGAUGACGGAACAGAGGAAGAGGAGGCAGAGGAUGGGCUUCGUGGACGUUCAGGCCGGAGCUACUGGAGCUCUGCCUCCCAGCGCAGCCGGAGGAAACCACCAGAUCUACAAGACCUGACCCAACAUCUGCAGACCAUCCAGCUGGACGGAUGGACCAGAGGAACACUAGAACACAGCUGGAGGAACAUUGUAGGAACAUCAGCACUUAGAACCUGAAGCUUCAUCCACGCUUCAGGAGUUUAGACCAAGUUUACCCACAAUCUGCUGUCAGUUUUCUCUGGAAUCCUUCAUGAACUCCUUCCUGCAGCCGUUCUAACCCCAACCUGCUCUAGACGUUUCAUUUAAUACACUGAAACUUUAAUAAGUUCUCCUUUAAUGAACACAGAACCAGAAUUAGUGACAUCAGCUGAGGAGGACUCAAUGUGUCUAACUACAAAACAACAAAAACAAGAUACAAAACGACAAAAACGAGACACAAAAUGACAAAAAUUAGACACAAAACAACCAAAAUUAGACAGAAAAUGACAAAAAUUAGACAAAAAAACAAAAAUUAGACACAAAGUAACAAAAAAUUGACAAAACAACAAAAAUUAGACACAAGACAACAAAAAUUAAACACAAAACAACAAAAUUUAGACAAAACAAAAAUUACACAACACAACAAAAAUUAGACACAAUGACAAAAACAAGAUGCAAAACGACAAAAAUUAAACACAAAAUGACAAAAACAAGACAAAACGACAAAAAUUAACCCUUUGAUGCAUAACCUGGGUCAAAAGUGACCCAAAUCCAAUGGAAAAUGGGUAUCUCCUGAUGUGGUCUACGCAUCAAAGGGUUACACACAAAAUGACAAAAAUGAGACACAAAACGACACAAAACACAUGAUUAGUGGCAUCAGCUGAUGGGAACUCAGAAAGUUUAACUGCAAUGAGUCCAACUAACGCUAAGGUUCCUCACAUCUGCACCAGAGUCCAGAGGUUUUAAAGCUCCUUUAAUUCAUUACAAAACUACAAAUGUCUAAUUUCUCAGAUUUUUAGUUCAUGAUCUGCUGUUAAUUUGAGGUUUCUUCCUGUUAAAAGGAGUUUCUUCUUCCUCUGAGGGUUCAGGUCUGAGGGGUUCUGUCAGGCGUCUUGAUUGGAGCUAAAGAAAUAAAACUGAACUGAACUGAAAGUCAGAGAGCUGCAGGCUUUAGUUAGACGUGGAGACCAGCUGUAGACGAGGCGUCCAGCCAGCGGGGGGCGCUGCAGGAUGGAACCAAUGUGAAGGUUCAUGAUUCUAGAAGCUUCUCAUCAGAUUCUGCAGCAACAAAUAAUCAUUUCUGAAUACUUUUCUCUGAAAGGAAGCAUCAAGCAGCACCAUUAAAGCAGCACCAUUACAGCCCCAAAAUGUAAAAAUUAGAUGUACAUUGUUUAAUUUGUGGUUUUAUAAAAACCACAUCUAGAGAUGCAGCUGAAGGAUUCUAAACCUCCUCUGACUAGAAUUCAGUUUCACCUUCAGAUAAACUAAAUGUGUAAAAGUGAUUUAAUCUGUAAAUAAAAGCAGAAAUCUUCCA
Molecule: messenger RNA, 9808 nt
Organism: Amphiprion ocellaris (clown anemonefish)
Lineage: Eukaryota; Metazoa; Chordata; Actinopteri; Pomacentridae
Gene: itpr3
Product: inositol 1,4,5-trisphosphate receptor, type 3
Exons: 60
Coding region: 293-8374 (2693 amino acids)
Biological process (GO): calcium ion transmembrane transport
Cellular component (GO): endoplasmic reticulum; membrane
Molecular function (GO): inositol 1,4,5-trisphosphate-gated calcium channel activity; inositol 1,4,5 trisphosphate binding
Source: RefSeq, a predicted model, not a curated record